This is a messenger RNA of Trichomonas vaginalis G3, 465 nucleotides long. RefSeq lists its product as uncharacterized. The coding region runs from base 1 to 465 and encodes 154 amino acids. The record is from RefSeq and is a predicted model, not a curated record. The transcript has a single exon. Lineage: Eukaryota; Parabasalia; Trichomonadida; Trichomonadidae.
AUGAGCAGCUCAGCGAACGCCAAUCACAAGCAUAGAAACGGACUCCGCCGCAUCUUCUUCUUCAAGGAUGGACAACCACCAGUUGUAAGGGAUAUUGAUACCCCAGACUGGAAGAAAAGAAGAAUAAGAAAGAGACAACAUGAAAAUUUAAAACAAUUGGGUUUGAUGCUUCAGCGACUUCCUCAAUGCACAGCCAAUAUGUUGGCGAGUCAACCAAUGAGACAAUGCCAAACAAUUCCUUCGCCACAGGUAAUUUAUCAAUCCCAACCACAAGUCCAACCCCAAGCCUCCCCAAAAGCGGAUCCCCUGAUUCAGAAGAUUCCUCCAAUUCAGAACUACGGUCUGAUUACUCAGAUUUCUGAGGAAAUCUCUGAUCCUAAUGCGGAUGCAUUCUUUGAAGAAAUCGCCGCUUUUGAGGAUCAGGAUUUCGAUAUUGAAUUUGACCCACAAAUGGAAUUUUUCUAA